GACAAAUAAUAAUGAAGCGCAUGGGUACUGGAACACUUAUAAAUACCUAUACAGUUUGACUACCUUAAAUUUCUUUAUCUCUAGUUUGAAAUACAAUUAUCACAUACAUGUAACGAAAAAUCCUGACAUCGCAGUUAUGAAAGAAUUUACAUUCCUGUUAUCAGCACUUGUGGUGCUUGUAGGAUGUAACAAUAUAAAGAAUAUACAAGAAAAAGAAGAUGGUGGCAACAUGAAUGGUCACUAUCUGGUAGCAAGUGGCGGAAACCAGGGUGUACAUUUUAACGAUGACUAUAAGAGCAAGGGUCAUGAGUACUUUGAUGUUUACUCACCAGAGAUAGCAACCCAUUAUGGUGAGGUCUUUUGGACAGACAUGGGAAAUAAUCCAAUUCCAAAAGAAAUCAUCGACAGAUUUGAAGGAAAAGUAAUGGCCAUCACUGGUUACGAGCAGGACCAAGUUAUGGUAUAUCCCUUAAGUAAACCCGGACUAAAUCCUCAAAACGAUGUUUCUGUUCCAAUCAACUGGGCGUAUAACCACCACUACGUAGCAUGGAUGACUGGAAAAUAUUCCAAAUUGAUAAAAAUCCCAAAUCCGGACCCCAAUGACGUCAGUGCUCAUGGAGCUCCCAUGAAAUGGGAACCAGUAGAUCUUCCAUCGGCAAAGGAUCGUGAAAAUAAAAACGUUCCCACAAGUCAAACAUUCAGCGCAGGAAACGGAGGAGAGUCGCGGAAGAGUUUCCAUGGUUAUCCAAAUGGAUUUGCUCAAUUAAUUGACUCUCCUGACACGUGGCACAUUACUCCUAUGCAGAUUGAUACACGUAACCGAGACUGUGGCGCUACACCACAAGACAUUCACAACUGUACCGUUUUUACGCCAGGAGUUGAACCACGUCAGGCCAGAUUCGGUCGUGGCAUUCCGAAAGAGGGAGCCAUUUAUUCUGGAAUACUGGAGUGUCCAUGCACUAGUCGUUAUGGUGGUGAUCCAGCGAUAUACGGUUCUAGUGUAAAAACAAAAUAUAUUCAACACCAUUAUUCUCUUGUAGCAGAGCCAUCUUGUAAAACUUCCCCACAAAGUGCAACAGUAUGUUUUGAUGCAGUAGCUAUGUUAGGAGUGAAAGCAACUAAGAAUGUGACCUUGGCCGUCUCGUCUAGCGUAAUUCCCAGUGGUUGCAGUGUUGAUUCAGAGUCCGAUGGAACAUCAACUGUGUAUUACAACAAGUUCCAAAGUACCAAACAAUGCUCUACAUCCAGUAAAAGAACCGGUCGAGCCAAUUUUGACAUUGGGGUAUCUAUUAAAGUUGAAUUUUCUGAUACCAGUACCAUAUCCUUAACUGGACCUGCAGACGCAUGGUUUGGAGUUGGUUUCAAUGCUACAAAUAUGGCCAAUUCUCCGUACACUUUGAUUGUAAACUCUACAGGGGUCUUUGAACAACAAAUUGGUACGUGUGGAACCGGGGCAGAACAUUGUCCAGGGAAUCCAUUAGAAAAAAGUAUCUCUCUUUUGUCCAAUUCAGUUUCCGAUGGUGUGAGAACUGCCAUCGUGACACGCCCAUUAAAAGGUUUGACGAAAAAACAUUACAGCUUUGAUGCUAUAAAUGCACAAAUCAACUUAAUUUCUGCUGUCGGUUCUUCACAAGUGUUUUCUUACCACAACGCACAUUCUGUCGGCAUAGUUGCCUUACUAGCAGAAAAGGAGCCUAACUGCAUUUGUGACGUAGGACAAACGGGGAUGAUUUGCGAAACCAAUGGAACCAAUUGUAACCAUUUUGUCAAAAAUUGCGUUCCACCACCUGCUGGGGAAGUCUUAUCUCAAAAUAAUCCCUCGUGCAGUUCAAUAGGGUAUGCCGGGGGACUCCGAUGUUGUAGCCACAAGCGUAUUCUGCUGGACGCUGAUCAAUCUGUACGACCGGAACUCUUACGAUAUCACAUGAAAUUUCGCUUUUGGUUUCAGGAGUACAAGGUAGGCAACUCAAAAGUUUCUCAUCAUGAUUUGACUCGUAUUUACUUUCAAACCGAGGCUUGGUCCGGUGAAUAUGAUAUUCCCCCAGCAUUCGCCAUGCCAGGAAAACCGAUACCUGGAUAUGCCAACUGGCCACUGAACACGCCCACUCCUGGAACUAAAUGUACCGGAAACUGUCCUUCUGGGGACGAUUGUGAAUGUAUCCAUACGAUAGAAUUCAAAUGGACCAUCAGCAAUUUUAGACUGAUCUACGCCGGAGGUCAUUGUCAUGCGCCAUCUUGUUUAGCUAUGGAACUUUACAGAAACGACACUGGUCACGAGAUGGAGCUGUUAUGCAGACAAGUUCCUGUAUCCGGAAAGGGAAAUGUUAAAGAGAACAAAUACGAUGAAGCUGGAUAUAUAGCACUGCCUCCAUGUCUCUGGGGAGACGAUACAGGUUUGGAGCCCUCAGUUCUGUUGCCAAGCAACACACCAAUUGUUGCCAUCAAACAUAACAUAAACACUAAAAUGGGUCACUAUGGUGAAAUGGCAUACUGGCAGAUGAGAGGAAUAAAUUUCUAGAAAUGUAAUGUUUUACAUAACGACCUGGCCCAUUGAUUUAACCAUUCAUGCACUAAUUUUACGGUAAUAUGAUACAUUAACUAUGUGACUGUAUAAGCACACAUGUAGCGAUAUUUUUUUCAUAUCAUUAAAGCUUUAUAAUAUA
This is a messenger RNA of Mytilus trossulus (common blue mussel), 2663 nucleotides long. RefSeq lists its product as uncharacterized. The transcript is spliced from 4 exons. The record is from RefSeq and is a predicted model, not a curated record. Lineage: Eukaryota; Metazoa; Mollusca; Bivalvia; Mytilida; Mytilidae. The coding region runs from base 137 to 2518 and encodes 793 amino acids.